AUGCUUACCACAGAGUCCUGCCCAAAAGACACACCCUCCCUGUCUCCACAGACCCCCGACGGUGUUCCCAUCAAGCAGGACUCCCUGUCUUCUCAAAACCAGGUUGGCAUCUUGUCCCAGUCUUGGAACAUCCCGGAGCUGGUCAACAUGGGGCAGUGGAAAAUCGAGGUCCACUACGAAGAUGCCCCGCAGCAGGUCUUCUCCGCUGAGUUCGAGGUGAAGGAAUAUGUGCUGCCCAGUUUUGAGGUCCAGCUGGAGCCUGAAGAGAAAUUCUACUAUAUCGAUGACCCAGAGGGCCUGGAGGUCACCAUCACAGCCAGGUUCUUGUAUGGGAAGAAUGUGGAUGGAACAGCCUUCGUCAUCUUUGGGAUCCAGGAUGGUGACCACAGGAUUUCGCUGGCCCAGUCCCUCACCCGUGUUACGAUAGAAGAUGGCACUGGGGAGGCCAAGCUGAGCCGAAAGGUCCUGCUGGACGGGGUGAACCCCUCCCAAGCAAAUGACUUGGUGGGGAAGUCCUUGUACGUGUCAGUCACCGUUGUCUUGCACUCAGGCAGUGACAUGGUGGAGGCGGAGUACAGCGGGAUCCCCAUCGUGACCUCCCCCUACCAGAUCCACUUCACCAAGACACCCAAGUACUUCAAACCAGCCAUGCCCUUUGACCUCAUGGUGUUCGUGACAAACCCUGACGGCUCCCCAGCCCGCCACAUCCCCGUGGAGAUCACAGGCACCAAAGCACAAGCCUUAACCCAGGAAGAUGGUGUGGCCAAGCUGACCAUGAACACACCCAAGCACCCGCAGCCGCUGCUCAUCACCGUAAGCACGAAGAAGGAUGGUAUCCCACAGUCUCGACAGGCCACCAGGAAUAUGGAGGCCCAACCCUACACCGCCAUGGGCGACGUCAAAAACUACCUGCAUCUCUCCGUGCCUCGCUUGGAGCUCAAGCCAGGGGAAACCCUCAAUGUCAAUUUCCACCUGCGAGCAGACCCCAACCAGGAGCGGACCAUCACCUACUACACCUACUUGAUCAUGAACAAAGGGAAGAUUUUGAAGGUGGGCCGCCAGAAGCGGGAACCUGGCCAGGACCUGGUCGUCAUGCCUCUGACCAUCACUACGGACUUCAUUCCUUCCUUCCGCCUGGUGGCUUAUUACACACUCCUUGACAACAAGGGCCAGAGGGAGGUGGUGGCCGAUUCCGUGUGGGUGGAUGUCAAGGACUCCUGUAUGGGCACGCUGGUGGUGAAAGGUGGCAGGAAGGACGAGAGGCCACACCUGCCUGGACAGCAGAUGAUCCUCAAGAUCGAGGGUGACCCGGGGGCCCGAGUGGGGCUCGUGGCGGUAGACAAGGGUGUGUUCGUGCUGAACAAGAAGAACAAGUUGACUCAGAGCAAGAUCUGGAACGUGGUGGAGAAGGCAGACAUCGGCUGCACGGCGGGCAGCGGGAAGGACUAUGCCGGGGUCUUCACGGACGCGGGGCUGGCCCUCAAGACCAACAAAAACCUGCAGACGGCCCAGAGGACAACUCUUGAGUGCCCCAAACCAGCCGCCCGGCGCCGCCGCUCCGUCCGGCUCAUGGAGAAGAGACUAGACAAAGAGGGCCAGUACCCGCUGGACGUGCGCAAGUGCUGCAAGGAUGGCAUGCGGGACAACCCCAUGAAGUUCCCCUGCGAGCGCAGGGCCCAGUUCAUCGUCCACGAGGAGAAGGAGCGGUGCGUGAAGGCCUUCCUCGACUGCUGCAACUACAUCACCCAGCUGCGGCUCCAGCACAGCCACGAUGGCCCCCUGGGACUGGCCAGGAGUGACUUGGACGAGGAGAUAGUGCCAGAAGAGGACAUCGUUUCCCGAAGCCAGUUCCCUGAGAGCUGGCUGUGGACCAUAGAGAAUCUCAAUGAACCCGAGAAAAAUGGAAUCUCCACGAAGACCAUGAAUGUGUUUUUGAAAGAUUCCAUCACCACAUGGGAGAUUCUGGCUGUGAGCUUGUCGAAGAACAAAGGUGAGAGAAGGCAGUGGCCCCACCCUCGGGAGGCAGGGACCCCAGGGCCACUGGCAUUUUCUCACCCCAUCCAGAGAGAUCCCUGUUUCUUGGUGGCUGGAGGGGUGUCAGAUCCUACUCUGUGGGUGACAUGGUCAGUGCUUUUUGUAGACAGAUUUUAUUUUGAGAGCAGUUUUAGGCUCACAGCAAAAUUGAGGGGAAGGUACAAAGAUUCCCCACACACCCUCAUUCCACCUCCCCACAUGCACAGUCUGCCCGGCUACCAGCACCCCACAUCCAGCACGGGCCCGGCAUCACAACCCCAAGUUCAUAGUUGACGUUAGGGUUCACUCUUGGUGUUGUACAAUCUAUAGGUUUCGAACAAAGGUAUAAGGACGUAUAUCCACCAUUGCAGUAUCAUACAAGAUAAUUUGCAACCACAAACACCCUUAAAAGGUGAUGUCGAUAGGCUGGUGGGUAGAGCAAUUAAGAAAACAUAGAAGAGGAAGCAGAAUGAAAUGCAUGAUUGGAACAUCGGUGGUCAGGUUAUGAAACCUGGCUGUCCCGGGCCCUCUACUGCGGAGAGCCGGCCGUGAGAGCCUGGGGAGUCCUGCCCGACACGGGUGGUCUCGAGCAGGGCAGGGAGCAGGAUGAGAAGAGGGACGCACGAACUUUAAGCGCCAAUUUUAAGUGGCGCCAAAAAACUCUGGCGCCCAGAUAAGUAAUAUUUUCAUGCAAUCAUUUUAUUUU
This is a messenger RNA of Leptonychotes weddellii (Weddell seal), 2719 nucleotides long. The record is from RefSeq and is a predicted model, not a curated record. NCBI's taxonomy places the organism in Eukaryota, Metazoa, Chordata, Mammalia, Carnivora, Phocidae.